UCUUACCCGGAAGUGAUUCUAAAACGCGUCGCGGUCUGGUCUGCAUUUUACAACACGGAAUCCUGCAUUGUCCUCCAUUUUGUCGAAGCCCUGCUCCCGUGAAUACCUAAAACGGUCAUCUCACCAAAAAUGGCACCGUCUCUGGCGACAUCGAGACGAAGCAGAUUUAGUUUGUCGUUGUAGGGUGCUGAGUGGAAGUGGGGAGGUGUGAACAGGAAAGGACCCGAUUGUGCGUGAGUAGCCUAUAAAGAAUAAACAUGGACCAGGAAAGUAAUACAAAGACAUUCAGACGGAUGUGCAAUCUCUGCGAUGCACACUUUUACACUGAAAAAGAAUAUAUUACACACUAUGCAAUGUCAUUUCACAAAUUCAUGACGACAUUAAAGAAAACACAGCAGACUUAUAUAGGAAACGGGAAGACGCUGAGUGAGCAGAUCACCGAAACAGGCAAAAAGGAACCUUUAGUUGGUCUCGAGUACAUAUACGAAUAUGCAGAAGAUAGCCAAGGUGUCCGCAUGUAUGAAUGCAAACUGUGCAACUCUGCAUAUAAAUCAGAUUCCAUCUUCUUUCACGUUGUGGGAAUACAACACAGAGUUCUGUACCUGGCGAGGCAUCAUCCUAUUAUGGGCAUUGAUUCUGGCUUCGAGGUACAACAGCAAGGGCAGUACAGGAAGUUAGCCAAUAAUGCCCUGGCCAUUGAACAAACACACGGAAGGAAGAAAAUAAAUGUCGUGAAUGAAGUUUAUGUGUCAAAACCGAACGUCUGUGAAGUCAGUGAUACAGAAAGUAUUCCUGAGAUUCCUGAGGAGAUAGCAAGGGAAGUAAGUGAAGUAAGUGAAGACAGCAAGCCCCCUCGUAAAAUGAGUAAAUCGAAGAAAGCUAGGAAAGAGCGCAGAGCCCGGGAGAGAUUAUUGAAGCUUCAAGAGGAAGCAGAAGCUCGGGAAAAAGCUGAGGAUGGCCAUGUCCGAUCCUGGCAACAGGACCGUGAGCCGGAAUCUCAACGUGACAGUAGAGAAAAGCCAAGAUCGCUUCUACAAGUUGACGAUUUUGAUGCCAGACCCUUGCAGCGUGCCAGGAGCCCGUUAUCUCAGUAUGACAGAAAAGAUGAUGCGAGAAUUCAAGAACGAGAUGGUGAAUAUUAUUCCCAAUCCAGGUACCGUGAUGUUGGCUCAGUAUAUCAUUCUGACAACAGAGACAAUCCAAAAUAUCAGCAAGAUACCGUAGGUGACAUGGCAUGGCAGUACAAAACUGGAGGAGGGACAGACUUAUUGUCGGAUACUAGGGUUGGUUCUUUACCUUCUCGUAGUAUUGGUAAUAUCCCUUCAUAUCAACAAGAACGACCAUUUCCACCUGCCACUGAAGUUGUCCCACCAGUCAAUGCUACUCUUCCACUGGUUGGUGGAGGCAGCACUACUUAUCCGCUGAUUGGUGGUGUUAGCAAUACUCAUCCGCUGGUUGGUGGUGCCAGCACUACUUAUCCACUGGUUGGUGGUGGCAGCAAUGCUCUUCCGCUGGAUGGUGGUGGCAGCAGUACACUUCCUCUGGUUACUUAUCCUCCAGUUCGUAGUAGCAGCACUACUUAUCCUCCGGUUGGUAGUGGCACCACUACUCUCCCACCUGUAAGAAGUUUAGGUUCAACCUUUCAAGAUGACUUUGAUGAUGUGGACUUAAGAGUGGUUAACCCUGAUCAUGACAAACCUUCAGUUAUACGUGAGAAGGGAGACACUCCAAAUCGUAAAAGUAGCCGUAGUGAUUCCCGAUCUACCAGUCGUAAAGGCUCCUCAUCUACUUCUGCAAGCACCAAGGACCAGAGCAGAAGGCGAAAACACUCUCCAGAUUCCCGCAGUAGAUCACAUAGACACGAAAAACGAGACAGGAACUGUGAGGAUGUUGAUGUGCGGUCCGCGUUACCCCCGGGAGGUGUUUCAUUUAAAGAACUGAGGGAGGCGUAUCAAAAAAAUCCAAAUAUAGUUUUCAGCAGUGAAAAUCUUCCUCUGUGUAAAAAGAAAGAGGACAAGGAGACUGACAGUGACAUGGAAGUCUGCAGCAUGGAAUUCAGCGACUGUGAGCCAGAUGAGUUCUGGAACAAUGAAGAGAUGUUUGAUUUCUUGAAAUUCUUCUACAUUGAUAAUGAAGAGGAUGUUAAGUUUGUCUUGGAAGCCAUAAAGCAAAUGUCUGAAGCUCUGGUACGUUACAAGACACGUAAGGAGGAUUUGCAGAAUCGCAUUUUUGCGGAGAAAGAGAGGCUGGAAACAGAAAAGAAGGUGUUUUCAGAGAUUAAGAAACGAAAAGAGGAUUGGAUCAUAGCAGGAAUAAAGCCUAAAAAAAGAGUUAAACCUGACGAAAAUGCCACCCAGCAAGAGACCGACUCCCAGACGCCACUAGCAUCUGGUACAGCUCCGGCAUCUGGUACAGCACCCAAAGAGACAGUCACUAAGCCUCCACAAGGGAACAGCUCCCAGAAGACAUCCGUGUCUGGGAAGCCACCAAAAGGUCAACAAGCUGCUCAGAAACCUAAAGAGAAAAUCACCACGCCUGAGCAAGUCAUCACCUCCGCCAAGGCGAUAGUGGCUGGUAUAGCACCACUACUUCAACAACUUUUCAAGAAAUGUCAAGACCCUGACUUUCGUCCUAACCAAAAUCUUGGUUCUCCUCUUGACAUGAAGGCCCCUGUUGAUGGAACAAGACCAGAUCCUCACAGACUUUCUAACCAAAAUCCAGGAUCUCGCUUUGACACCAGGGGACCCGGAGCAGCCUUAGGGCCAGCCUCCGAAACGCGUUUCAGUCAGAAUCAGCAAAUUCCUGGUUCCAUAUUUAAUAAUCCAUAUCCUUCUAAGGAACAAACACCUUUACCAGGACAAGGAACUGGGAGAUAUUCAGGGGGUGAAACACAUUUCAAUCAGAAUCAACCUCCUGCCUCCAGAUUUGAAAAUCCAGAUCUAUCAAAGGACUUGAGACCUCUUAUGGGACCGGGAGCAGGCAGAUAUUCAGAACCCGGCAGUCGUUUUAACCAAAAUGAGCAGUUUCCUGGUCCCAGGAUUGACAGCAGUGGAUCUCUUGAUAAGAUGAAACCUCUCUUAGGUUCAGGUUCAGAAACACAUUUCAGGCAAAUUCCAGGCUCCAGGUUUGAUAAUACAGAUCCUUCUAAGGAUUCAAGACUUCUCAUGGGGCAAGGAGCAGGAAAUUAUCCAGAACCUGGCAGUCAUUAUAAACAGAAUGAGCCAUUUCCUGGUUCCCGGAUUGACAACAGUUUAUACCCCGAUAAGACAAAACUGCUACCUGGAGAAGGUCCUGAAACACAUUUCAGUCACAGUCAGGGCAUUUCUGGCUCCAGAUAUGAUAAUCAAGGCCCCUCUAAGGAAGCAAGACCUCUGGUUGGACAAGGAGCAGGCAGAUAUUCAGAACCUGCCAGUCAUUAUAAGCAGAAUGAGCCGCUUCCUGGUCCCCACGAUAAGACAAAACCACCACCUGGAGCAGGUUUCAAUCAGACUCAGGGCAUUUCUGGUACCAGAUUAGAUAAUCUGGGCCCCUCUAAGGAACUUAGACCUCUGAUGGGGCAAGGAGCAGGCAGAUAUUCAGAACCUGACAGUCAUUAUAAGCAGAAUGAUAAGUUUCCUGGUUCCCGGGUUGAUAAUAGUUUAUACCCCGAUAAGACAAAACCACUACCUGGAGCAGGUUUCAAUCAGACUCAAGGCAUUUCUGAUACCAGAUAUGAUAAUCUGGGUCCCUCUAAGGAACCAAGAGCUAUGUAUGGGCAAGGAGCAGGCAGAUAUUCAGAACCUGACAGUCAUUAUAAGCCGAAUGAGAAGUUUCCUGGUUCCUGGGCUGACAACAGUUUAUACCCCGAUAAGACAAAAGCGCUACCUGGAGCAGGUUUCAAUCAGACCCAGGGCACUUCUGGCUCCAGAUUCGAUAAUCCAGGCCCCUCUAAGGAUGCAAGACCUCUGGUUGGACAAGGAGCAGGCAGAUAUUCAGAAUCUGACAGUCAUUACAAGCAGAAUGAGCAGUUUCCUGGAUCCCGGGUUGACAACAGUGGAUAUUACGAUAAGACAAAACCACUGCCUGGAGCAGGUUUCAAUCAGACUCAGGGAAAUUCUGGCUCCACAUUUGAUAAUCUGAGCCCUUCUAAGGAACCAAGACCUCUGCUUGGGCAAGGAGCAGGCAGUUAUUCAGACACUGGCAGUCGUUUUAAGCAAAAUGAGCAGUUUCCUAGUUCCUGGAGUGCCAACAGUGGAUUUCUCAAUAACACAAAACCACCCAUAGAUGCAGACAUGGAAGCAAAGUAUAAGCAAACGCAGUGGAGUAGUGGACCAAAGACUGGAAAUCAAGGUUUCUAUAAUGAUGCACGAACCGCUACCGGGAGCGGAGGAGGAAGAUAUGGAGAGCAAUACACCCAAAACCAGUGGCAAUCUCAAACCAAUAGCAAAGCAGCACCGAGCGAGGCAAAACCUGAACCAGGGUCUCAAACUUAUCAGCCGACAGGAUCUCAAACUUACCAGCCGACAGGACCUCAGAGUCGACAGCCGACUGGAGCUCAGAGUUACCAGCCGGCAGGACCUCAAAGUCACCAGCCAACAGGACCUCAGAGUUACCAGCCGGCAGGAUCUCAGAGUUACCAGCCGGCAGGAUCUCAGAGUUACCAGCCGGCAGGAUCUCAGAGUUACCAGCCGGCAGGAUCUCAGAGUUACCAGCCGGCAGGAUCUCAGAGUUACCAGCCGGCAGGAUCUCAGAGUUACCAGCCGGCAGGAUCUCAGAGUUACCAGCCGGCAGGUUCUCAGAGUUACCAGCCGGCCGGUUCUCAGAGUUACCAGCCGGCCGGUUCUCAGAGUUACCAGCCGGCCGGUUCUCAGAGUUACCAGCCGGCCGGUUCUCAGAGUUACCAGCCGGCCGGUUCUCAGAGUUACCAGCCGGCCGGUUCUCAGAGUUACCAGGCGGCAGGUUCUCAGAGUUACCAGGCGGCAGGUUCUCAGAGUUACCAGCCGGGGGGAUCACAGAGCUACCAGCCGGCAGGAUCACAGAGCUACCAGCCGGCGGGAUCGCAGAGCUACCAGCCGGCGGGAUCGCAGAGCUACCAGCCGGCGGGAUCGCAGAGCUACCAGCCGGCAGGAUCGCAGAGCUACCAGCCGGCGGGAUCGCAGAGCUACCAGCCGGCGGGAUCGCAGAGCUACCAGCCGGCGGGAUCGCAGAGCUACCAGCCGGCGGGAUCGCAGAGCUACCAGCCGGCGGGAGCUCAGAGCUACCAGGCGGCGGGAGCUCAGAGCUACCAGGCGGCGGGAGCUCAGAGCUACCAGGCGGCAGGAGCUCAGAGUUACCAGGCGGCAGGAGCUCAGAGUUACCAGGCGGCAGGAUCUCAGAGUUACCAGCCGGCAGCAUCUCAGAAUUACCAGCCGGCAGCAUCUCAGAGUUACCAACCAACAGAUUCAACUAAAUUUCCUUCAGACAGGCAACAAGGCAAUUUGGUCAGCCAGGAUCCUCCCAAAGCUCCUGCCUACCCUCGCAGCAUUCUCAAAAACAAAACAACAAAUCUACCUUAAAGCCUUCUAAGAAAAAACAAGCAAAUAUUUCUAUGACGUUUUCCAUCAUUACGAGAAAGCACAGAGGCGCAGAUAUGAUCAAGAGCCGCGUGUUAUGGAUAAAGUCUGUUUAUGACAACAUAGUGUAACACGUCACUUUAUGAGGCCGUUAUUUCUGUAGAAUAAUACAUCCCGGAAGAUAAGAUGUGAGCUGCUGUUGUCCAGUGAUUUGUAUAUAGUUUUAAUUUUUUUUUUUUUUUUUUUCCUGUUAUGACACUUUUUGCUAUUAGUAAAAUGUGACUUUAAACCUACUUGCUGCUGCCA
Messenger RNA from Hyla sarda, 5837 nucleotides. RefSeq lists its product as uncharacterized. The record is from RefSeq and is a predicted model, not a curated record. NCBI's taxonomy places the organism in Eukaryota, Metazoa, Chordata, Amphibia, Anura, Hylidae. The transcript has 38 exons. The coding region runs from base 258 to 5534 and encodes 1758 amino acids.